Messenger RNA from Staurois parvus, 272 nucleotides. The record is from the annotation of a GenBank genome assembly. NCBI's taxonomy places the organism in Eukaryota, Metazoa, Chordata, Amphibia, Anura, Ranidae.
UACUCCAUCACCAUUCUUCAUCAUGGCACUCUGCAUGUGCUGAUUCAAGCACUUCAACUCUCAUUUCCACUAGUGCAUCCCAAGUACUUCAGUGACAGGGGCGGACUGACCAUUUGGAAACUCGGGCACUGCCUGAGGGCCCGGGGUCAGUAAGGGGCCCCAUGAGAUGCCCCUGGUACCUUUUUCAUAGGCUUUUUUGAGUUUGGGCAAAGACACAGGGGCCCCAUGAUCCCCUAUUGAGGGCCCAGGGGGCCCCAUGAGUUGUCAGUCCG